This is a messenger RNA of Brassicogethes aeneus, 315 nucleotides long. Lineage: Eukaryota; Metazoa; Arthropoda; Insecta; Coleoptera; Nitidulidae. The record is from the annotation of a GenBank genome assembly.
UACUUUAAUCCGCAAACGUCUGUUUUAUCCGAUUUACCUGCAAACAUCUGCUAUUAUCUGCAAACAUCUGCUUAUAUCCGCAAAGAUCUGCUUUUAUCUGUGAACGUCUACUUUAAUCCGCAAACUUCUGCUUUUAUCCGCAAACAUCUGCAUUUAUCCUCGAACGCCUCCUUUAAUCCGCAAACAUCUGUUUUAAUCCGCAAACAUCUUAUUCUAUCCGCAAACAUCUGCUUUUAUCCGCAAACAUCUGUUUUAAUCUUCAAACAUCUGCUUAUAUCCGCAAACAUCUAUUUUAAUCUGCAAACAUCUGCUUUA